Manihot esculenta (cassava) is the source of this 1629-nucleotide messenger RNA. Its product is annotated as dof zinc finger protein DOF3.6. Bases 268 to 1236 code for a protein of 322 amino acids. Gene Ontology annotation, biological process: regulation of DNA-templated transcription. The transcript is spliced from 2 exons. Gene Ontology annotation, molecular function: DNA-binding transcription factor activity; DNA binding. The record is from RefSeq and is a predicted model, not a curated record. Lineage: Eukaryota; Viridiplantae; Streptophyta; Magnoliopsida; Malpighiales; Euphorbiaceae.
UCAAACCCUAAAAAUUUAAUAAAACAAAAAGAAAGAGAGAGAGAGAUAGAAUGAACACACUUCCACAUACUUAACAAAGACUCUCCUUUAUCUUUCCAUCUCCACUCGGCUCUUUCAUUCUUUCUUUCUCUCUGCAACUCUCUCUUCUUGAUGUGAUUCUCCACCAUAUCUCUCUCAAAGAAAAAAAAAUAAAAAGCAGCAAAAAAAAAAAAAAACAACAACCCCUUAACCUUUACAAAAGAAAGAGAGGAUUAAAGCUUAAGCACCAUGGUCUUCUCAUCCAUUCCAGUUUAUCUAGAUCCACCCAACUGGGAGCAGCAGAAUCAGCAACCGGGAGCUGGCGGGGAAAACCCUCAACUUCCACUGCCACCUCCGCCUCCUGGAGGUGGCGGUGGCAGCUCUGGAGCAAUCAGGCCUGGUUCUAUGGCUGAACGAGCUAGACUGGCUAAGAUUCCACAACCUGAGACAGCCCUUAAAUGUCCGAGAUGUGAAUCAACAAAUACUAAAUUUUGUUACUUCAAUAAUUAUAGCCUUACUCAGCCUCGCCACUUUUGCAAGACUUGCAGGCGAUACUGGACCAGAGGAGGUGCACUAAGGAACGUACCAGUUGGUGGUGGAUGUAGAAGAAAUAAAAGGAGUAAAGGAAGCAGUAGAUCGAAAUCUCCAACUAAAGCUGGGUCUAGCUCCACUAGUGGACUUGUUUCUAAUAGUUGCACUACUGAUAUUAUAGGGCACAUGGUCCAUCCACCACCACAAUUGCCAAUCCUGCCGCCUUUACAUCAUCUUAGUAAAUAUAACUCCACGGAAAUCGGGCUAAAUUUCUUCGGAAUUCAGCCUCCAGUGGCGGCAAAAAGUGCUGGUGGUAUGGAGUUUCAGAUUGGAAGUACAAGUUCAGGUGGUGCUGGUGGGUCUUUAUUAUCUACUGGGCUUGUUGAUCAGUGGAGAUUGCAACAAGUGCAGCAAUUCCCCUUCUUUGCUAAUUUAGAACCACCAACUGGGUUGUAUCCAUAUGAAGGUGAAGGGAUUGAGCCACCAAAUUACGUUGGUCAGCUUCGGUUGUCUAAGCCAUUGGACAGUGGGGUUACUCAGUUGGCUUCAGUGAAAAUGGAAGACAAUCAAGGAUUGAAUUCGUCGAAGAAUUUUUUGGGUAUUUCAGGAAAUGAUCAAUAUUGGGGUGGCAAUGCAUGGACUGAUAUUCCUGGGUUCACUUCCUCUUCCACAAGCCAUCUCUUGUGAUCUUCAAGCCUCCACCCAAAAUCUUGGCGUUUUAUAAUUCACUUAAUUGAUACAGGUUCCACAAAAAGAUAAAUCGACUCACCAAAGACAAAGAUUUCCAAGCUUGACACUAACUUUGCAAGUUUCCAAUCGAUCCCAAGAGUCUAAAUUCAAGAAGAUGGUGAUAAAUGGAAGGCUAUGGAUGGAUGAAAGAACUUGCCUGGCUCUCUUUCUCAUGAUCUACUCAAAGUUAGAAAUGGUAGGCUUCUAGUCUUCGAAUUUAUUUGCUUGUUAUUUUGUAUGUUUACAGAAGUAGAGUUUAUAUGUAUUCAUGGAGUUGGAUAUAUCUGACAUGAAUGGCUUAUUUUACUAUAAAUUUGAUCAAUGCACUGUGCUAAAUGAUUUUCCUUGAAA